Molossus molossus (Pallas's mastiff bat) is the source of this 1961-nucleotide messenger RNA. RefSeq names its product RALY heterogeneous nuclear ribonucleoprotein (gene RALY). Gene Ontology annotation, cellular component: nucleus. The record is from RefSeq and is a predicted model, not a curated record. Bases 986 to 1867 code for a protein of 293 amino acids. The transcript is spliced from 14 exons. Gene Ontology annotation, molecular function: RNA binding. NCBI's taxonomy places the organism in Eukaryota, Metazoa, Chordata, Mammalia, Chiroptera, Molossidae.
CUGGGCGGGUAGAUCUGAGAAGCUGAGGGGGUGGUAGCGGCGGUGGGGCGACACCGUGCGUGUGCUCAGCUCCUCACGCCGUGGCCGGGUCUGCCUUCUUCCUCCCGUCCCCGAGUGCGGCCACACCGCCUUCCUCCGCGCCGCGCGGCUUCCUCUAGACCUCUCGGCGCGGGUGAGCCCUGUUCCCAGAGGCAGCUUGUGUGGACCCUGUAACCCUAAAGAGGAUAUUGCUGACUGAGCUCAGCCUCGGAAAUGAUGAAAAUGCCUGGCCUGCAUUGUUGUUCAGCCACCGGUAAUUGAAGUAAACUCUGAUAUCAUGUGUUCAUUGUCAGAUUGUAGUAGAAGCUUUGCCAUCUAGGGGCGUGUAAGAAGUCAAAGUGUACAUUAAGCAAAUACAAGAACUGAGAAAUAUCCGUUCAGGACAGAAUUGGGGUGCCGGGUUGUCAGCUACCACAGCCUUCACCAGGAGAAGUGGGGCGAAUGGGCAGAUCAUCUGACCAGUGCCAACCUGUGCAGCAGAGCGGCCGCGGGUCUGCAGUUCCUCCAGGAUCCAGGGCAGGAUGUCAGCUGCAAAAGUCUCGAGAGCAAAAGCCACUGGGCUGGCCCUGUGUGACUUGGAGAGGACAGGACAGGAGGCAAAGAACUAGGUGCCUGGGAGCCAUUAGAUCAAGAAUUGGCAACUCAUCACACAUCAAAUAAAUCAAAAGAUUUCUGAGAAAUGCAAAAAACAUCUCCAGCGUGAGGAAAGCAGACCUAAAUUGGGUGGGAAGAAAGAAAGGGAGCUUAUUUUAAGUCUUCCCCAGACUGGGCUCUGAACUUUUAAGCCCAUGUGCCGCAGUGCUCCUUCAGCUUCUGCUGGUCCAUCUCAUGCCAUUUACAGAGUGCUGUCUCAGCCAUUAUCUCAUUGGCUACACAUAACAACUUGUGGGAUAGACAGAGCCUGCUUUACAGAUGGGUAAACUGAGAGCCACAGAAGGUGGCCACCAUGUCCUUGAAGAUCCAGACAAGCAACAUAACCAACAAGAACGACCCCAAGUCCAUCAACUCUCGGGUCUUCAUUGGAAACCUCAAUACAGCUGUGGUGAAGAAGUCAGACGUGGAGACCAUCUUCUCCAAGUAUGGCCGUGUGGCCGGCUGUUCUGUGCACAAAGGCUAUGCCUUUGUCCAGUAUGCCAACGAGCGCCAUGCCCGAGCAGCUGUGCUGGGAGAGAAUGGGCGGGUGCUGGCAGGGCAGACCCUGGACAUCAACAUGGCUGGUGAGCCCAAGCCCAACAGACCCAAGGGGUUAAAGAGAGCAGCAUCUGCCAUUUACAGUGGCUACAGCUUUGACUAUGAUUACUACCGGGACGACUUCUACGACAGACUCUUCGACUAUCGGGGCCGCCUGUCACCAGUGCCUGUACCCAGGGCUGUCCCCAUGAAGCGACCCCGUGUCACAGUCCCUUUAGUCCGACGUGUCAAAACCACCAUUCCUGUCAAACUCUUUGCCCGCUCCACAGCCAUCACCACCAGCUCAGCCAAGAUCAAAUUAAAGAGCAGUGAGCUGCAGGCCAUCAAGACAGAGCUGACGCAGAUCAAAUCCAACAUCGACGCCCUGCUAGGCCGCUUAGAACAGAUUGCUGAGGAGCAGAAGGCCAACCCAGAUGGCAAGAAGAAGAGCGACAGUGGCAGUGGUAGUGGCAGCGGCAAUACUGGUGGCAGCAACCGGCCCCCAGUCCCCCAAGAAGACACAGUUUCUGAAGCAGGCACACCCCAGAGAGAAGCACAAGCUCCAGACGAUGGCGAUGAGGAGGGGCUGCUGACGCACAGCGAGGAAGAGCUGGAGCACAGCCAGGACACAGAUGCAGAGGAUGGGGCCUUGCAGUAAGCAGUCUGACAGGAGCGAUGGCCAUCAGCAGGAGAAGGGUGUGCACUGUACCGGGCCUCAAGCUGGGCACCCACCCCUGGAUGCCACCCCAGCA